AUGCCUCCGCGAACUUCUUACAGGCCCUCUCGACAGGACGAGGCCUUCGUCAGGGACAUGACGGAAAGAUAUACAUACUACCUGUUCACCGCUGCGGCAUGUGGUCGCAAAGUUCGGGCGAUGGGAUACGGCGAGGCCCGCAUGCAACCCACCUACGACCAGGUCCUCCAUGACUGGUACAACGAUUCGACGAUUAUUCUGCGAACCAACAGCACGGAUCCUAGUCGGCAAGCCGCGUUUUUUCGUCAGUGUAAUGAGAUUUGCGCCAGACCGCUCAACAAUCUAUACACCUAUUUCUGGGUCGGCUUUGCCGCCACUGCUGGAGCGCAAGGCUUGCACUGCCUGUUCAAAGACCAUCCAGCCAAGUACAAGAUUUUGAAGGAUGCUCGCGAAGAAUCACUUCGACGGACCUAUGGGGAAGAGGGAGUGCAGGAAUUGAUGAAUUCAGCAUCUCUGCUGAAUCCGCACCCGGUGGACCCAACUAUGAACGCAUUGGAGCACGUCGGAGAUGUGGUGCGGUACAAGGAUGAGAAUAACAACAUCGUCGAGUGUACAAUUGAGGAUGCGGGGCACAGUAUUGUGAAGGGGAACUUUUUCAAGUUGUCGUACGGCGGCGGGCAGAAGGAGGUCUCAUACGAAGAGAUGGCACUUAUCUGGAGGAAUAGAGUUAGUCUCGUAACCAGCCGUUCUGAGAUUCGACCCUUUUUAGGAUUUGUGUGGAGGGUCGUGUCAGAACGUCUGGUGACUUUCGUAUAG
This is a messenger RNA of Sparassis crispa, 756 nucleotides long. RefSeq lists its product as hypothetical. Bases 1 to 756 code for a protein of 251 amino acids. The transcript has 3 exons. NCBI's taxonomy places the organism in Eukaryota, Fungi, Basidiomycota, Agaricomycetes, Polyporales, Sparassidaceae. The record is from RefSeq and is a predicted model, not a curated record.